GCAGCGCUGCGAGGUCUCCUCUUCCUUGUCAUGGCGUUAGCCCUUUGCUUCUUUUCAAAGACAGUAGUUGCAGAUACAGGGACUGCAACCUACUAUACUCCUCCAUACGUUCCUUCCUCUUGCAAUGGUUUUCAAGAUGAUGGGGUGAUGAUUGCGGCAGCGAGUGAUGCAAUCUGGGACAACCGCGGCGCUUGUGGAAGGAAUUAUGAGGUCAAAUGCGAGGGUGCAACCAACGCUGGGGACCCUCACCCUUGCCGGGGUGAUCAAUCCGUGGUCGUGAAGAUCGUCGACUACUGCCCACCUGGCUGUCGAGGCACCAUCGACUUGUCUCAAGAAGCUUUUGCGUCCAUUGCUGAUCCAGAUGCAGGGAAAAUAAAAAUAUCCUUCCAACAAGUAUGAAGUUCAUGGAUGUACUGAAUGCAAUCGGAUAUGCAUGGAUACUUAAUUAGAAGAUCGAUUGCAUGUGGAGUAUCAUCCUUGUUAAUAAAGGUUGUUUGAAGUGGUGGUGUUUGUGUUUU
Vitis riparia (riverbank grape) is the source of this 518-nucleotide messenger RNA. RefSeq names its product EG45-like domain containing protein. The transcript has 3 exons. NCBI's taxonomy places the organism in Eukaryota, Viridiplantae, Streptophyta, Magnoliopsida, Vitales, Vitaceae. Gene Ontology annotation, biological process: systemic acquired resistance. The record is from RefSeq and is a predicted model, not a curated record. Bases 31 to 399 code for a protein of 122 amino acids. Gene Ontology annotation, cellular component: cell wall; apoplast.